AUGGCUGACGUCGCUCCGCAGUUCGGAGCAGAACUAAAGGACUCUUUCAAGCCAGUCAACAAUUGGGUCUCGAACGGUAUAUCAUGGGUCGACGAAGUACAUCAAUUCUAUCGCGAGCGCAGUGUUAUCGAAAAGGAGUACGCUGCCAAGUUGACCGCCCUGUGCAAGAAGUACUAUGAUCGCAAGGCGAAGAAGAUCAGCCCCUUGAGUGUGGGAGAUACGCCUACUCUGACACCGGGAUCCCUCGAGAGUGCGUCGCUGACGACGUGGACAACACAACUGAACGCCGUGGAAUCCCACGCUGCGGAGCGGGACAAGUUCGGAUCCGAGUUGAUUACCCAAGUAGCGGAUCCUCUCAAACAAGCUGCUGCCCAAUAUGAAGAGAUUCGCAAAUCUCAUUUUGAUUACCAUGGCAAACUGGAGAAAGAGCGCGAGGCUGCCUACGGUGACUUGAAAAAAGCAAAGGGCAAGUACGACGGUGCGUGCCAGGAAGUGGAAUCACGCAGAAAGAAGAUGGAGUCGUCCUUCGAUCAUGGCAAGAGCAAGGCAACGGCGGCAUAUCAGCAGCAAAUCCUGGAGAUGAAUAACUACAAGAACCUCUAUCUUAUCAGCAUUAAUGUGACAAACAAGCUCAAGGAGAAGUUCUAUCAUGAAUAUGUCCCUGAAGUGAUCGACGGCCUUCAAACUCUCAAUGAAACUCGAGUCGCAAGGAUGAACAUCAUGUGGACUCUCGCCGCUCAAUUGGAAAAGUCUUCCCUUCAAAGCAGCACAGAUCAUAUCUCGAACCUGCUGGUCGAAAUUCCCCGCAACAACCCACGGCUGGAUUCACUGAUGUUCCUCCAACACAAUGUCACCCAGUCACAAGAGCCUCCCAACCUUGGCUUUGAGCCCAGUCCAGUAUGGCACGACGAUGCUUCAAUCAUCACCGAUGAGGCUGCUAAGGUGUUCCUUCGAAAUGUAUUGGGCAAGAGCAAAUUACAAGUCCGUGAACUACGCGUCGAAGCAGACCGGAAGAAGCGCGAGGUCGAAAGUGGCAAAAAGGUUCGGGAGAGCAUUCUCAGUGGAAAAGACAACCGGAAUGAGGUGGACGUCGUGCGAUCUAUAUUCUACAUGACAGAAUCCUUACACGAGGUGGAUCGCAAAUGGGUUACCGCUGAGGUUGAGACGGCAACUAUCAUGGCCGUGGCCGGUGACCUGUCGUUCGGUGCCCAGAACCACAACUUCCGUUCCCAGACAUUCAAAAUUCCCACCAAUUGCGACCUUUGCGGAGAGCGGAUCUGGGGACUGUCCGCCAAGGGCUUCGACUGCCGGGACUGUGGAUACACCUGUCACAGCAAGUGCCAAAUGAAGGUCCCCGCAGAGUGUCCAGGCGAACAGACCAAGGAAGACAAGAAGAAACUGAAGGCCUCGCGGCAAGAACAAGCUGGCGCCAUGCCCGCUGUUGAUCUUGACUCCCCCGUAACCUCCACCGCUGCACCUUCGCUCACCCGCCAAAACACAAUGAACUCACUUAGUUCCGGAUACGCAGCGAGCACAGCCCGGUCCGUAUCUAACAUUGCUACCCAACCCACACCAGAGUUAACAGGGGAUGAGCCUCCGACCCCGGUGGCGGAGACCAAACCGGCAGCAGCGAAGAGAGCGCACAGGGUGCUAGCUCCCCCUCCGUCAGCCUAUGUGGCUGCGCCUCCGCCAAGCGAAUCGAGGCCUAAAGAGCCCCGAGGCAAGAUGCUCUACGCAUACCAAGCCACCAGCUCAGAUGAGGUCACCGUGGAAGAUGGGGAUGACGUGACGAUCUUGGAACCAGAUGAUGGUGGAUGGAUGCGUAUCCGCGCAGGAGGCAGCGAAGGCCUCGUCCCGACCGCGUACGUCGAGGCUAUCGCAACACCAUCACCCGCGCCCUCUGCUAGUCCCGCCAUGCCCGAGCGGCCCGGUUCAACAUACUCCAACUCCUCUGCCUCUCUUGCUGGCAGUGCUGCAACGAAGCGUGUAGGACCAGCGGUUGCACCCAGGAGGGGAGCGAAGAAGGUGCAGUAUGUGGAGGCCCUGUACGAUUAUGAGGCUCGCAGUGACGUGGAAUGGAACAUGGCGGAGGGUGAUCGGUUUGUCCUGAUCACACGGGAUGGUGGUGAUGGCUGGGCCGAUGUCGAACGCGGAGGCGUGACCAAGAGCGUCCCGGCAAACUACAUCCAGGAGGUGUAG
Molecule: messenger RNA, 2199 nt
Organism: Penicillium brevicompactum
Lineage: Eukaryota; Fungi; Ascomycota; Eurotiomycetes; Eurotiales; Aspergillaceae
Product: putative actin polymerization protein Bzz1
Exons: 6
Coding region: 1-2199 (732 amino acids)
Biological process (GO): regulation of actin filament polymerization
Molecular function (GO): protein binding
Source: RefSeq, a predicted model, not a curated record